AUGGAAAUACAAAAGGAAAUUAUAAUUUUCCAAAAUGAUCAACUAUUAAAUUUAUUAAAUGAAAAUUUUUUUAAUAUUCAAGGAAAUCAAAAUGUUUAUUAUAAAUUUCAAAAUAUUGAAGCUAUUAAAUGUGAAAUUAAUCAAAUUGGAUCAAUUGUAGAAACAAUUACAUCAGAUGGAUUAGAAACAAUAAAUAAAAUAAAAAAUUGUGAUGAUUUCCUAAUAAAGAAUCAAACCAAUGCAAAUGAACAAUAUAUAAUACCAUUUAAUAAAUUUAAUGAUAAAUAUGAAUUAUUUAAUAUUUCAGAUGAUAAUAAUAGUGAUAAUAAAUGGAAAUUAUAUAAACCAAAAAAUAAUGAAAAUAAUAAAAUAAAAGCAAUUAAAGUAAAUAAGGAAAUUUUAAAUUUUUUGAAAAUAAAUAAUAAAAAUAUUGAAAUUAGAAAUAAUAAUAAUAAUAAUUUAUUAUAUGAAUUUUAUUUAAUAGCAAGUUGGGGUGAAAAAAUGAUUUUUAAGGAAAAUGAUUAUUUAGUCAUACCAUUAAUUAAGAAUAAUGAAAUUUAUAGAAUUUCAAAUAAAGAAUUUAAUGAAACUUAUAAAUUAUUAUUAAAUUAG
Dictyostelium discoideum AX4 is the source of this 612-nucleotide messenger RNA. RefSeq lists its product as hypothetical. The record is from RefSeq and is a predicted model, not a curated record. The transcript has a single exon. Lineage: Eukaryota; Evosea; Eumycetozoa; Dictyosteliales; Dictyosteliaceae. The coding region runs from base 1 to 612 and encodes 203 amino acids.